ACGGGCAGCUUGUGCAUAUCCCGCGCUAAUGGACGCGGGCUCUUUGGCCACACUCGCCUGCAAUAAGAAGCCCACCACACUGGCUGCCCCACUUUGCAUCUAUCCAUCCCGGCCGAUCCGACUCAUUGCUAUAGCUAGCUGCACACACAAAUUGCGGUGGGCUAGCUAUUGCUGCUGUUCGUUCCCGGCCAUGGGGCUCUGCCUGUCCGUGGCUGAGGCUCUGUGGAAGGAGAAGGCCUUCUGCGCCGACGGCCGUCGGACCUUACGCCGCGUCGACGAGGAAGAUCAAGAUGUGGUGAUGCGUUGCGGUGGCUCCGACUACCGUCUCCUAAGCGACGGGGCGUUGGAAGAAGCGGCGGCGGCGGCACCGCCGAGGUCUUCGGGCGUACUGGAGAGGGCCGGCGGCACGCCGGCGCGGCCGAUAUGGCAGAGGAGGGUGCUGAUGGGCGUCAAGUGCCAGCUGCCGAGGUUCAGCGGGAUGAUUCUGUACGACGAGCGCGGUCGGCCUGUGUGCAGCGGCAUUCGGGACAGAGCUCGUGACCAGGAGAAGCAUGCCGCGGCUAUUAACAUGCUGAGGGACGCGCUCUAGUCUAGCCACUGUCCGGCCGCCGGGCAGCUUCCGGAGCCGACUCUGCUGCUGCUGGCCGGUCAUAGUUAACUGUAUUGUGCGUAUGUAUUUUCGAUUGGAUCAGAUGCGUUGUGUGUUUCACUUGCAAGGGAAGUCCAUGUCUAUAUAGAAGCUCCUCUUUAUCAUGGUAUCAUAGCUAGUCAAGUGUUGCUUUGUCGAAAUUAUAACGGAGAACUCUAAGUUUGUGAUUCGGA
Brachypodium distachyon (stiff brome) is the source of this 822-nucleotide messenger RNA. RefSeq lists its product as uncharacterized. The transcript has 2 exons. The record is from RefSeq and is a predicted model, not a curated record. The coding region runs from base 29 to 589 and encodes 186 amino acids. NCBI's taxonomy places the organism in Eukaryota, Viridiplantae, Streptophyta, Magnoliopsida, Poales, Poaceae.